CCUCGGAUAUUCCUUUCUCAAUCCCUCUCCUUCUAUGGAAUCUGUCAGCAUUCCCGACGGGACGCAGCCAGCUUGAUUCUGUGCCAAUCCUUUGAUAUUAGCUGCUGGUGUCGUCUGCUUCAUUCUGUGGCGGUGUAGGCAGCCAGACGACCUUUCUCCAUGAGGAGCAGUGGAAGAUGCCGGCUCUGCCAGCGCUGCUGCUGUCGAUUCAUCUCCUCUUCCUCUUCCUGCUGCUGCUGACCAUGGCCCCGUCUUUCCACAGCCAGGCCCGCCUCGCAGCCGUCAGGAUGGCUGCUAUUUUAGAUGAUCAGUCAGCGUGUGGACGUGGUGAGCGGCUGGCUUUGGCUCUGGCCCGAGAGAACAUCAAUAGUGUGUUGGAGGCCCCUUCCCGAGCUCGCGUGGAGGUUGACAUCUUUGAGCUGCAGAAAGACUCUCAGUACGAGACUACUGAUACAAUGUGUCAGAUUUUGCCGAAGGGAGUGGUCUCUGUCAUUGGUCCAGCCUCUAGUCCUGCUUCUGGAUCAACUGUCAGUCAUAUAUGUGGGGAAAAAGAGAUUCCUCACAUUAAGAUUGGUCCAGAGGAGACUACACGCUUGCCAUAUCUGCGCUUUGCCUCAGUGACACUGUAUCCUAGCAACGAGGACUUAAGCUUGGCCAUCGGUGCCAUCCUGCAUUCUUUCAGUUAUCCUACGACCAGCUUGAUCUGUGCUAAAGCAGAGUGCCUGCUGCGAUUGGAGGAGCUAGUGCGUCACUUCCUCAUCUCCCGGGAAACGCUCUCAAUCAGAAUGCUUGAUGAAAACUUGGACCCCACCCCACUGCUAAAGGAAAUCCGUGAUGACAAAGUUGCGACUAUUAUUAUUGAUGCUAAUGCAUCAGUGUCAAUCCUAAUACUAAAGAAGGCCUCCGAAUUAGGCAUGAUGUCAGCCUUCUACAAGUACAUCCUCACCACAAUGGAUUUCCCUCUGUUGCAGUUAGAUGAUGUGGGAGAUGAUCAGUCAAAUAUCAUUGGCUUCUCCUUGUUGAACAGCAGUCAUCCUUUCUACCUAGAGUUCAUCAGGAGUCUGAACCUGUCAUGGAGGGAAGGCUGUGAUAUCAGCCCAUACCCUGGACCAGCAUUGUCAUCAGCGUUGAUGUUCGAUGCGGUGCAUGUGGUGGUCGGGGCUGUUCAAGAACUAAACCGCAGUCAGGAGAUUGGUGUGAAGCCACUUAGUUGCACCUCCUCGCUCAUCUGGCAGCAUGGCACCAGUCUCAUGAACUACCUGCGCAUGGUAGAGUAUGAUGGCCUGACCGGGCACGUGGAGUUUAACAGCAAAGGCCAGCGGACCAAUUACACCCUGCGUAUUCUUGAAAAAUUCAAGGGGGGUCACAAAGAGAUUGGUGUCUGGUACUCCAAUAACACGUUGGCUAUGAACUCCACAUCUUUAGACCUCAAUACGUCUGAGACGUUAGCCUACAAGACACUUGUCGUCACCACAAUACUGGAAAAUCCAUAUGUGAUGCGCAAGUCAAAAUACCAGGACUUUCAGGGUAAUGAUCAGUACGAGGGAUUCUGUGUGGAUAUGCUGCGGGAGCUUGCGGACAUAUUAAAGUUUUCCUUCCGGAUCAAGCUAGUGGAUGAUGGGCUGUAUGGAGCUCCAGAACCUAAUGGAUCAUGGACCGGCAUGGUGGGGGAGCUCAUCAACAGGAAAGCUGAUAUGGCUGUAGCUGGAUUUACCAUCACAUCGGAGAGGGAGAAGGUUAUAGAUUUCUCCAAACCUUUCAUGAAUCUUGGCAUUAGUAUCCUGUACCGUGUUCACAUAGGCAGGAAGCCAGGUUAUUUCUCCUUCUUGGAUCCAUUUUCUCCAGCUGUCUGGCUCUUUAUGCUGUUAGCCUAUCUGGCUGUUAGCUGUGUACUCUUCCUGGCAGCCAGGCUGAGUCCAUAUGAAUGGUAUAACCCUUUCCCAUGUUGGCGUGACCGCAGGGAUCUCCUGGAGAACCAGUACACACUGGGAAACAGCCUGUGGUUUCCAAUUGGUGGUUUCAUGCAGCAAGGCUCAGAGAUAAUGCCCAGGGCUCUCUCCACACGCUGUGUCAGUGGGGUUUGGUGGGCAUUCACGCUGAUCAUCAUCUCCUCCUACACGGCGAACCUUGCAGCGUUCUUGACGGUUCAGAGAAUGGAGGUGCCGAUUGAAUCAGCCGAUGACUUAGCAGAUCAGACGAACAUCCAAUAUGGCACGAUUCAAGGCGGAAGUACUAUGACCUUCUUCAUGAACUCGCGCUACCAGACGUACCAGCGCAUGUGGAAUUACAUGUACUCCAAGCAACCCAGUGUGUUCGUGAAGAGCACAGAAGAGGGCAUCGCACGGAUUUUAAAUUCUAGGUACGCCUUCCUGCUUGAGAGUACCAUGAAUGAGUACUACCGCCGCCUCAACUGCAACCUCACACAGAUAGGAGGACUGCUGGACACCAAGGGCUAUGGCAUUGGCAUGCCUCUGGGCUCUCCAUUCAGAGAUGAGAUUUCGUUAGGUGUGCUGCAACUGCAAGAGAACAACAGAUUAGAAAUCCUGAAACGCCGAUGGUGGGAGGGAGGGAAGUGUCCUAAAGAGGAGGACCAUCGAGCUAAAGGUCUAGGUAUGGAGAAUAUCGGCGGAAUAUUCGUGGUGCUGAUAUGUGGGCUCAUAAUAGCUGUUUUUGUAGCGAUUAUGGAGUUUAUGUGGUCCACACGCCGGUCGGCAGAGACAGACGAGGUGUCAGUAUGUCAAGAGAUGAUGACUGAGUUCAGAAACGUUAUCUCCUGUAAAAAGAACUCUCGCUUGCGGCGUCGGCGCCCCUUCUCGUCUCAGGGUGUCCUGCGUCACUCAGCCCGUCUCCCUUUGGGAGUUCCCAGGCCCAUUCGGCUUGUCCGGGAGAUGCGUCUCAGCAACGGCAAACUCUACAGCGGGACAGAGCCAUUAACUGGAGCUGCAACCGUACCAGGACCAAGUGGGGGUGCUGUGGAAUUGGGCCCGGGUCCUCAGCGACUUCUGGAGGACCCUCUGGGUGCCAACAUCUCUAAUAACCCACCUGCUUUGAUCCCACCUGUGGCGCCACGUGGCUGUACACACGUACGAGUUUGCCAGGAAUGUCGGCGAAUCCAGAGCCUUCGUUCCACGUCCUCUUGUUCGCGGAUCUCACCAUUGGCAUCAGACACGUCUUCUCUCCCUCAUCUACCCCCACCCCAUUCCGCCUCCAACUCAAACACUGACAGUGAGGGCGGGGGGUCGGUCAGCCCACGUAGGCCUAAACCUACGCCCCCUCCGAGGCCAGUACCGCCCACUAAAACUCCUUCUACCAAUCUUCUCUCCAAGCAGGACUAAGACCAAGGGAAGUUACAGUGGUAAGGAAGUCUUUGUUGAGAGAUUAUAUAAAUGUGAAAUGCACGCAUUGCUGGAGGUCAAACAGACAUAGCCCAAGCAGAGACUCAUUAAGAGCUGUCCACACCUACAGUGACCUCUUGGAUACUGCAAAAAGUGGGCUUCUUUGUAGUCGAGGUACUUCAAACUGAUGCAAAAUUACAUUAUUGAAAUCAGAUUGGAGAUGAUACAGCCAACCACUACUCUUCCAAGUGUCUGAUUUAAAACCACGUCAUGCAAUAGCACGGGAAAGCCAGUGAGGUUUGGCAGAUUGUUGAAACUAUGUAAUGCAUAUCCCACGAAAGUAUGCUAUGCAACAUGUUAUAAAAGGAAAAAGUGAGGGAAACUAAAUGGAUGACUAUCAAUUUUACAUAGAUUUUAGAGGAGAGAGGCAGAUCACUCUUUCUUCUCCAUGAUUUAUGAUGGGGGACUACACUCCUGGAAGGACCAUAGUGUCCGUACUGAAAAAUGUGCACACAUAGAACUGAUAUGACUAAAAUAAGAAGGGGAGAGUAAUAAAAAACAGUGCUUUAGAAUCUGGUUUUAUUCCUGAAUGGCACUUGUUGCUUUUCCUUUCUAGUUUCAUCUUUUAUUUUACUUAUUAUAAUGCUUUUUGUUUUUUUAAAACAAUAUCUGCUUUUAUCCCGUGUCAGUGUCUCUGGGGACAAAAGUAUUUUAGAUUUUUGUGUGUUUUUGUGGGGAGGUGGUGUUGUUAGGAAUGGUUUGUUCUGAGUAUGUCUUUGAGAAACAAAAUCUUUUAGGCAAUUCACAUGGUCUUCAAUCAUUUAUCAACCUAGAAGUCUUACUAAGUUAAAGCACUUAGGUAUAGAGGUCAAAGGUUAAAUUAAAGUCAACAUGAAUCAGCAUUCACAACCCAUUUUAAUUCCAUAAUGUGAAUUUAUUUCAGGGUGAAACAGAACAAAAUGCAGGGUGGGACUUUUAGACUUUAUCUAUCGGGAAUUGAUUGGAUCGUGAAAAGUGAGCGUUCCGUACCAGAAUGGAGCCAGACAUGAAUGUGAGUUUGCAGUCAAUUGUGGAGGACUUAUUAAUGCUUUUCAAAUCAAUAGUUCAUUGAUAUUAUUGAUGUACCUUUUAUGACAUAAACCAGUAUUAAAUUAACCGGGUGGCUGCAGCUCAGGUGGUAGAGCGGGUUGUCCACUAAUCACAGGGUUGGUGGUUCGAUUCCUGGCCCACAUGACUCCACAUGCCGAAGUGACCUUGGGCAAGACACUGAACCCCAAGUUGCUCCCAAUGGCAGGCUAGCGCCUUGCAUGGCAGCUCUGCCAUCAUUGGUUUGUGAAUGUGUGUGUGUGUAUGGGUGAAUAAGAUGCAGUGUAAAGCACUUUGAAUACCACUAAGGUUAAAAAGGCGCUAUAAGUGCAAACCAUUUACCAUUAUUGCAUUAACUAUUAAAAGAUUUUAGAUAGGCUGCAUUACUAACAACAGUAGCCUAAACUGCCUAAAUAGCUAUUCAGCUAUUGGUGACCAUUAUUUGCCCUGCCCAUUUGGCCUAUUGUAGGUGACAUCAGCCAAAAAGAAAAGUCGUUUCAGAGGCAAAGAAAGUUAUUACAUUUUGAUGAAAGAAUACGAAGACAUGCAUUAACAACAUGCACUGACGAAUCACGCACAAAAAGACCAGGAAUGUUUAUUAAGAAAGUAAAUAGCGUAAAUUUCGAUUUCAUGUUGACUUUAACAGUAAGCUGCCUAUCUAUAUUUGUAAUUUGAUGCAGGUUGCACAACGUAAGUACACAGAGAAACACUUCUCAUUCCCAGAACAACAACAAAACAGAUAACCCUUUGUGCACCUGAAGGGGUGUUUGUUUGAUUAUGUUAGAGGACAAUUAAUGAUGUUCAUUACUCAGAACUAAAUGAGCCUCUAUCAUGAAUGGUAUUGUUGGAGUGCACUAGAAGCUGCUUUCUAGGUGCUUGUGAAAUGCAAAUAUCAUUUUAUAUAUACAAAAGAGAAAAAACUGUAAACAUACCAACCCCGUAUAGGAUCUCCAGUAUUAUAGCGUGUGUGUGUGUGUGUGUGUGUCAAAGAGAGACAGAAAAUGUAUGAGGCUAUUUGUUAUCCAAUCAUUUUUUAAAUCAAAGCAGAUUUUUUUAAUUUCCUCAUUAAUUUUCAGAGAUUUAUAUACCAGUGCUUGAUGAAUCACACCCACAAUGAAGAAAAUAAGGAAAAAUUAUUCAGAUUAUAUCAUUAUUAUUAUACAAAUAAAGAUGUGGGGUUAUGUAGGAGGGCUGUCACCCUCUUUCAUUCAAUAUAUAGACACAUUUUUGGAAUAAACAGAGUGAUCCAAACUGUGACCUUUGCCCUUCGUGGAUGCUUGUGUUCUAAUGAAUAACAAUUCAUUGGGUAAUUCAUGUUUUGUUUUAUUAAUGUUAUAAUAUGUACACUCUGUAGAAUGUUUGAAGUCCUUAAAAGGAUAGAUCACUCACAAAUUAAAAACUCUGUCA
Messenger RNA from Xyrauchen texanus (razorback sucker), 5828 nucleotides. Its product is annotated as glutamate receptor ionotropic, kainate 5-like. The record is from RefSeq and is a predicted model, not a curated record. Gene Ontology annotation, molecular function: kainate selective glutamate receptor activity; transmitter-gated monoatomic ion channel activity involved in regulation of postsynaptic membrane potential. Lineage: Eukaryota; Metazoa; Chordata; Actinopteri; Cypriniformes; Catostomidae. Gene Ontology annotation, cellular component: plasma membrane; presynaptic membrane; kainate selective glutamate receptor complex. Gene Ontology annotation, biological process: synaptic transmission, glutamatergic; modulation of chemical synaptic transmission; monoatomic ion transport.